This is a messenger RNA of Trichoderma citrinoviride, 558 nucleotides long. RefSeq lists its product as hypothetical. The transcript is spliced from 5 exons. The record is from RefSeq and is a predicted model, not a curated record. Bases 1 to 558 code for a protein of 185 amino acids. Lineage: Eukaryota; Fungi; Ascomycota; Sordariomycetes; Hypocreales; Hypocreaceae.
AUGCUUCGUACAACCCAACGCAUCUGUCAAGCGUUAUUGGGACACAUUAAUGGAACGCCAAAGGAAGAGAUAGGAAAUGCUACCAUAAGCUUAAUCAACUCCGCAUCAGCCACAAAAGCCCUGUGCAAGGCCUUGCAGCACAGCUACAUACAUCGAAAUGCCGGACCGCAACCAACUGUGCCUCCUCUCCGCAAAAAGCCAGCCAAUGGCCGCGCGCGCGGCAAACCAAACAAGCUUAGAAGCCCAUCUGAUUCGCGGGGAAAAUUAAGGCAAAAUGCAGAAUGGACCUCCGGGUCACAGGUCCCCCCUUAUCCCCAGAGGAACGCCUCUGCCUGCGUCUGUGUUGGCAUCUCAGAUGAAGCUCACCAUGUCCAGCAAGCCACGGACGUCCCGAUGAUCCCCGUUCCCGCAGGCCAUGCCAGAUGUGGGGUGCAGGCGAUCAAGUCGGCGAUAAUCCGCGAACGCUGCAACCCAGAGCCGGUGGGAGAUCAAGACUGCGAACGAGGGCACAUGGCUGCGGAAUUGCCGAUCCUCCCCGGCACGUGCUUGGCAGCCUGA